Molecule: messenger RNA, 15248 nt
Organism: Coregonus sp. 'balchen'
Lineage: Eukaryota; Metazoa; Chordata; Actinopteri; Salmoniformes; Salmonidae
Source: the annotation of a GenBank genome assembly
AUGGGCACUGGUGAGUAGAACAAUCCAACAGAAAGAGAGCGAGAGGGCGGGAGGGAGGGAGAGAGUGAGAGAGAGAGAGAGAAAGAGUAUAUACUCUUCUCUCCAUCAUGGAGAUAACAUAACAACAGCAACAGAACACCACAAGCACUACCCAAGCUUGACUUACGUAGUUAAUGAACAUUGUGCACCAUCACUUCAAUUACCUCUACCUAUAAUCCAGACCUAGAUAUUCUUGAAAAACAGAUAUUUUGGGGAUUGUGAGACACUGUGAUUUGAAGUGGACUGGGUGUUUGAGAUAUGUGUGAUUUAGACAUUUUAAGGUCACUGACUGUGCAUUCCAUGUUGGAAAUAUUAGAGCUUUCAGUCCCAGCACUUCACUUAAAAACAUGUUUACUUCCUUUCUCUCUUUUCUCUAUCCAGUGCGUCUCCAUGACAGCAUCUCAGAGGAAGGGCAUCACUACCUGAUCUUUGACCUGUGAGUAAUGCAAUGCAGUAAAUAUAUUUCCUGCACUAUUCAUGUCCUCACACACACAGUGGGAAUGAUUGACAUUAAUGACACAAUAAUUCUUCCAGGCUGAGAGGUGGCUUGAUGUGAGUCCUAAUCACACUCGGCACAACAGCCUGUAUGAGACAGAACCACAGUAAAUGCAUAUCUACCACUGAGCUAGGCAGUGUGCAGAGGUCCUGAUUUCAAUAAGUAAAUUUCCUCAGUAAGCUAUACACCAGGGGUCCCUAACUAUAUUCAGCCACGGGCUGAGAGGAUGGUCGGGGGGCCGGAACAUAUACACUACCAGUCAAAAGUUUGGACACACCUACUCAUUCCAGGGGUUUUCUUUAUUUUUACUAUUUUCUACAUUGUAGAAUAAUAGUGAAGACAUCAAAACUAUGAAAUAACACACAUGGAAUCAUGUAGUAACCAAAAAAUUGUUAAACAAAUCAAAAUAUAUUUUAUAUUUGAGAUUCUUCAAAGUAGCCACCUUUUGCCUUGAUGACAGCUUUGCACACUCUUGGCAAUCUCUCAACCAGCUUCAUGAGGUAAUCACCUGGAAUGCAUUUCAAUUAACAGGUGUGCCUUGUUAAAAGUUAAUUUGUGGAAUUUCUUUCCUUCUUGGCGUUUGAGCCAAUCAGUUGUGUUGUGACAAGUUAGGGGUGGUAUACAGAAGAUAGCCCUAUUUGGCCCAAGUCCAUAUUAUGGCAAGAACAACUCAAAUAAGCUAAGAGAAAUGACAGUCCAUCAUUACUUUAAGACAUGUUCAGUCAAUUUGGAAAAUGUCAAGAACUUUGAAAGUUUCUUCAAGUGCAGUCGCAAGAACCAUCAAGCGCUAUGAUGAAACUGGCUCUCAUGAGGACUGCCACAGGAAUGGAAGACCCAGAGUUACCUCUGCUGCAGUGGAUAAAUUCAUUAGAGUUAACUGCACCUCAGAUUGCAGCCCAAAUAAAUGCUUCACAGAGUUCAAGUAACAGACAAAUCUCAACAUCAACUGUUCAGAGGAGACUGCGUGAAUCAGGCCUUUCAUGGUCGAAUUGCUGCAAAGAAACCACUACUAAAGGACACCAAUAAGACGAAGAGACCUGCUUGGGCCAAGAAACAUGAGCAAUGGACAUUAGACUGAUGGAAAUCUGUCCUUUUGUCUGAUGAGUCCAAAUUUGAGAUUUUUGGUUCCAACCGCCGUGUCUUUGUGAAAAGCAGAGUAGGUGAACGGAUGAUCUCCGCAUGUGUGGUUCCCACCAUGAAGCAUGGAGGAGGAGGUGUGAUGGUGUGGGGAUGCUUUGCUUGUGACACUGUCUGUGAUUUAUUUAGAAUUCAAGGCACACUUAACCAGCAUGGCUACCACAGCAUUCUGUAGCGAUACGUCAUCCCAUCUGGUUUGCGCUUAGUGGGACUAUCAUUUGUUUUUCAACAGGACAAUGACCCAAAAUACACCUCCAGGCUGUGUAAGGGCUAUUUGACCAGGAAGGAGAGUGAUGGAGUGCUGCAUCAGAUGACCUGGCCUUCACAAUCACCCAACCUCAACCCAAUUGAGAUGGUUUGGGAUGAGUUGGACCGCAGAGAAAAGCAGCCAACAAGUGCUCAGCAUAUGUUGGAACUCCUUCAAGACUGUUGGAAAAGCAUUCCAGGUGACUACCUCAUGAAGCUGGUUGUGAGAAUGUAAAGCUGUCAUCAAGGCAAAGGGUGGCUACUUUGAAGAAUCUAAAAAUCUAAAAUAUAUUUUGAUUUGUUUAACACUUUUUUGGUUACUAUAGAUUCCAUAUGUGUUAUUUCAUAGUUUUGAUGGUCGUCACUAUAUUCUACAAUGUAGGAAAAUAGUAAAAUACAGAAAAACCUUGAAUGAGUAGGUGUGGUCAAACUUCUCGAUGGUACUGUAUAUAUAUAUACAGUAUAAUACAUAUAUUUUUUGUAUAAUAUUUUUUUAUUUUAUUAAAAUUGUUAUUGUCUUUAUUUAGAUUUACAUUUACAUCAUUUAGCAGACGCUCUUAUCCAGAGCGACUUACAAAGGUGCAUUCAACUUCUGAUAGCCAGUGGGACAACCACUUUUUCUUCUCUUUUUUUUAAUGGGGUGAUUGUAUUUGGCCCCCCAAGUUUUCUGAGUAAAAUAAAUAAAUAUACACUACCGUUCAAAAGUUUGGGGUCGCUUAGAAAUGUCCUUGUUUUCCAUGAAAACACACAUGAAAUGAGUUUGAAUAGGAAAUAUAUCAAAAUGAAUAGGAAAUGUAGUCAUUGACAAGGUUAGAAAUAAUGAUUUUUAAUUGAAAUAAUAAUUGUGUCCUUCAAACUUUGCUUUUGUCAAAGAAUCCUCCAUUUGCAGCAAUUACAGCCUUGCAGACCUUUGGCAUUCUAGUUGUCAAUUUGUUGAGGUAAUCUGAAGAGAUGUCACCCCAUGCUUCCUGAAGCACCUCCCACAAUUUGGAUUGGCUUGAUGGGCACUUCUUACGUACCAUACAGUCAAGCUACUCCCACAACAACUCAAUAGGGUUGAGAUCCGGUGACUGUGCUGGCCACUCCAUUAUAGACAUACCAGCUGACUGAUUCUUCCCUAAAUAUUUAUUGCAUAGUUUGGAGCUGUGCUUUGGGUCAUUGUCCUGUUGUAGGAGGAAAUUGGCUCCAAUCAAGAGCCGUCCAUAGGGUAUGGCAUGGCGUUGCAAAAUGGAGUGAUAGCCUUCCUUCUUCAAGAUCCCUUUUACCCUGUACAAAUCUCCCACUUUACCACCACCAUAGCACCCCCAGACAAUCACAUUGCCUCCACCAUGCUUGACAGAUGGCAUCAAGUACUCCUCCAGCAUCUUUUAAUUUGGUCUGCGUCUCAUAAAUGUUCUUCUUUGUGAUCCGAACACCUCAAACUUCGAUUCGUCUGUCCAUAACACUUUUUCCCAAUCUUCCUCUGUCCAGUGUCUGUGUUCUUUUGCCCAUCUUAAUCUUUUAUUUUUAUUGGCCAGUCUGAGAUAUGGCUUUUUCUUUGCAACUUUUUCUCAGCAUCCCGGAGUCGCCCCUUCACUGUUGACGUUGAGACUGGUGUUUUGCGGGUACUAUUUAAUGAAGCUGCCAGUUGAGGACCUGUGAGGCGUCUGUUUCUCAAACUAGACACUCUAAUGUAUUUGUCCUCUUGCUCAGUUGUGAACCGGGGCCUCCCACUCCUCUUUCUAUUCUGGUUAGAGCCAGUUUGCGCUGUUCUGUGAAGGGAGUAGUACACAGCGUUGUACAAGAUCUUCAGUUUCUUGGCAAUUUUUCGCAUGGAAUAGCCUUAAUUUCUCAGAACAAGAAUAGACUGACGUGUUUCUGGCCAUUUUGAGCCUCUAAUCGAACCAACAAUUGCUGAUGCUCCAGAUACUCAACUAGUCUCAAGAAGGCCAGUUUUAUUGCUUCUUUAAUCAGCACAACAGUUUUCAGCUGUCCUAACAUAAUUGCAAAAGGGUUUUCGAAUGAUCAAUUAGCCUUUUAAAAUGAUAAACUUGGAUUAGCAAACACAACGUGCCAUUGGAACACAGAACUGAUGGUUGCUGAUAAUGGGCCUCUGUACGCCUAUGUAGAUGUUCCAUAAAAAAUCAGCAGUUUCCAGCUACAAUAGCCAUUUACAACAUUAACAAUGUCUACACUGUAUUUCUGAUCAAUUUGAUGUUAUUUUAAUGGACGAAAAAAAUGCUUUUCUUUCGAAAACAAGGACAUUUCUAAGUGACCCAAACUUUUGAAUAGCGUAGUUUAUGAAAUGUUAUGUUAGAGUUAUUUAAAGAGUAACUAUUUAUUUAUAUUAUUGUUGGAUAAGAUAUAUAAAGACUGUCAAAAACAAACAGAAACAGUCAUUCGGAAGAUUCGUCCUUCCCUUUUUCCAUAUUUUGUUACGUUACAGCAUUAUUCUAAAAUUGAUUAAAUAGUUUUUUUCCCCCCUCAUCAAUCUACACACAAUACCCCAUAAUGACAUAGCAAAAAACAGGUUUUUAGACUUUUUUGCUAAUUUAAAAAAUAUGAAAAGCUGAAAUAUCACAUUUACAUAAGUAUUCAGACCCUUAACUCAGUACUUUGUUGAAGCACCUUUGGCAGCGAUUACAAGCUUGGCACACCUGUAUUUGGGGAGUUACUUCCAUUCUUCUCCGCAGAUCCUCUCAAGCUCUGUCAGGUUGGAUGGGGAGCGUUGCUGGACAGCUAUUUUUAGGUCUCUCCAGAGAUGUUUGAUCGGGUUCAAGUCCGGGCUCUGGCUGGGCCACUCAAGGACCUUCAGAGACUUAUCCCGAAGCCACUCCUGCGUUGUCUUGGCUGUGUGCUUAGGGUCAUUGUCCUGUUGGAAGGUGAACCUUCACCCCAGUCUGAGGUCCUGAGUGCUCUGGAGCAGGUUUUCUCCGUACUAGGAUCUCUCUGUACUUUUCUCCGUUCAUCUUUCCCUCGAUCCUGACUAGUCUCCCUGUCCCUGCCGCUGAAAAACAUCCCCACAGCAUGAUGCUGCAACCACCAUGCUUCACAGUAGGGAUGGUGCCAGGUUUCUUCCAGACGUGACGCUUGGCAUUCAGGCCAAAGAGAUCAAUCUUGGUUUCAUCAGACCAGAGAAUCUUGUUUCUCAUGGUCUGAAAGUCCUUUAGGUGCCUUUUGGCAAACUCCAAGCGGGCUGUCAUGUGCCUUUUACUGAGGAGUGGCUUCCGUCUGGCCACACUACCAUAAAGGCCUGAUUGGUGGAGUGUUGCAGAGAUGGUUGUCCUUCUGGAAGAUUCUCCCAUCUCCACAGAGGAACUCUGGAGCUUUGUCAGAGUGAGCAUCGGGUUCUUGGUUACCUCCCUGACCAAGGCCCUUCUCCCCCGAUUGCUCAGUUUGCCGGCCGGCCAGCUCUAGGAGAGUCUUGGUGGUUCCAAACUUCUUCCAUUUAAGAAUGAUGUAGGCCACUGUGUUCUUGGGGACCUUCAAUGCUGCAGAAAUGUGUUGGUACCCUUCCCCAGAUCGGUGCCUUGACACAAUCUUGUCUCGGAGCUCUAAGGACAAUUCCUUCGACCUCAUGGCUUGUUUUUUGCUCUGACAUGCAUUGUCAACUGUGGGACCUUAUAUAGACAGGUGUGUGCCUAUCCAAAUCAUGUCCAGUCAAUUGAAUUUACCACAGGUGGAUUCCAAUCAAGUUGUAGAAACAUCUCAACGAUGAUCAAUGGAAACCGGAUGCACUUGAGCUGAAUUUUGAGUCUCAUAACCAAGGGUCUGAAUACUUAUGUAAAUGAGGUAUUUCUGUUUUUUACUUUUAAUAGAUUUGAAAAAAUGUCUAAAAACCUGUUUUCAUUUUGUCAUUAUGGGGUAUUGUGUGUAGAUUGAUGAGGAUUUUAUUUAUUUAAUCAAUUUUAGGAUAAGCCUGUAACGUAACAAAAUGUGGAAAAAGGUAAGGGGUCUGAAUACUUUCCAAAUGCACUGUAUAUGUGAUCGUAUAUACAGUUGAAGUCGGAAGUUUACAUACUACUUAGCAAAAUACAUUUAAACUAGUUUUCACAAUUACUGACAUUUAAUCCUAGUAAAAAUUCCCUGUCUUAGGUCAGUUAGGAUCACCACUUUAUUUUAAGAAUGUGAAAUGUCAGAAUAAUAGUAGACAUAAUUUUCCUUCCUCAUGAUGCCAUCUAUUUUGUGAAGUGCACCAGUCCCUCCUGCAGCAAAGCACCCCCACAGCAUGAUGCUGCCACCCCCGUGCUUCACGGUUGGGAUGGUGUUCUUCAGCUUGCAAUCAUUCCCCUUUUUCCUCCAAACAUAACGAUGGUCAUUAUGGCCAAUCAGUUCUAUUUUUGUUUCAUCAGACCAGAGGACAUUUCUCCAAAAAGUACGAUCUUCGUUCCCAUGUGCAGUUGCAAACCGUAGUCUGGCUUUUUUAUGGCGGUUUUGGAGCAGUGGAUUCUUCCUUGCUGAGCUGCCUUUCAGGUUAUGUCGAUAUAGGACUCAUUUUACUGUAGAUUUUUUUGUACCUGUUUCCUCCAGCAUCUUCACAAGGUCCUUUGCUGUUGUUCUGAGAUUGAUUUGCACUUUUCGCACCAAAGUAUGUUCAUCUCUAGGAGACAGAACGCGUCUCCUUCCUGAGUGGUGUGACGGCUGCGUGGUCCCAUGGUGUUUAUACUUGCGUACUAUUGUUUGUACAGAUGAACGUGGUACCUUCAGGCGUUUGGAAAUUGCUCCCAAGGAUGAACCAGACUUGUGGAGGUCUACACAUUUUUUGCUGAGGUCUUAGCUGAUUUCUUUUGAUUUUCCGAUGAUGUCAAGCAAAGAGGCACUGAGUUUGAAGGUAGGCCUUGAAAUACAUCCACAGGUACACCUCCAAUUGACUCAAAUUAUGUCAAUUAGCCUAUCAGAAGCUUCUAAAGCCAUGACAUCAUUUUCUGGAAUUUUCCAAGCUGUUUAAAGGCACAGUCAACUUAGUGUAUGUAAACUUCUGACCCCCUGGAAUUGUGAUACAGUGAAUUAUAAGUGAAAUAAUCUGUCUGUAAACAAUUGUUGGAAAAAUUACUUGUGUCAUGCACAAAGUAGAUGUCCAAACCAACUUGCCAAAACUAUAGUUUGUUAACAAGAAAUGUGUGGAGUGGUUGAAAAACAAGUUUUAAUGACUCCAACCUAAGUGUAUGUAAACUUCCGACUUCAACUGUAAAUGUAAGCAAGGUUUGAAAUUAUUAUGUUUUAGUCAACUAUUAUAUAUGUUUGGGCUUCUUGUGGUCUAUUUGCGGUCCACAAAUUAUUUGUAAUUAUUUUCCAGCCCCCUGACCAUCUGCUCAAGAACAAAAUCGUCCCACUGCUGAAUCUAGUUGAUGAUCCCUGCCAUAGUGUUGAGGUUGCUUCGUAUUCUCUGAGUGCACCAAAAUAUAUGAGUUCUUUAAAAAUCACUCUAAUAUGCAUUUUAAACACUCAACUGUUGUAAUAUCUUUCAAUGCCUUUCUAGGAACGUUUGAUUUCAGUCUGCUCAACAGUGAUUACAGUCCCCUGCAGGUGUUGAACGCUUUUCAUUAAUGAAACUGGAAAUAUAUUAAAGAAACUGGAAUUAUAUUACAGGAACAGGAAUUAUAUUACAGAAACUGGAAUUAUAUUACAGAAACUGGAAUUAUAUUACAGAAACUGGAAUUAUAUUACAGAAACUGGAAUUAUAUUACAGAAACUGGAAUUAUAUUAAAGAAACUGGAAUUAUGUUACAGAAACUGGAAUUAUAUUACAGAAACUGGAAUUAUAUUACAGAAACUGGAAUUAUAUUAAAGAAACUGGAAUUAUAUUACAGAAACUGGAAUUAUAUUACAGAAACUGGAAUUAUAUUACACUAACGGGAAAUGUCUUUAUAUUGUACCUUCAAGAGAAUUCUUCUUGCAUCGGUAACGAGGCGUCUUCUUUUAGCUUCCUGUUAAGUGUCUCUGAAUGAAAAAGGACAGCUUUGUGAGUGUGACGAUGAGCAGCAUGACAAAGUGUUGCGUAAGAAGAUCUUAAUGACCCUCCUGAACAGCUAAUCAAAUGGCUACCCGGACCCCCUCUUUUACGCUGCUGCUACUCUCUGUUUAUUAUCUAUGCAUAGUCACUUUAACUAUACCUACAUGUACAUAUUACCUCAAUUAUCUUUAUCUUGGCCAGGUCGCAGUUGUAAAUGAGAACUUGUUCUCAACUGGCUUACCUGGUUAAAUAAAGGUUAAAUAAAAAAUUAAUAAAAAAUUACCUGGACUAACCGGUGCCCCCGCACAUUGACUCUGUACCGGUACCCCCUGUAUAUAGCCUUGCUACUGUUAUUUUUACUGUUAUUUUACUGCUUUUAUUUUUUACUUAUCUAUUGUUUACUUAACACUUAUUUUUCUUAAAACUGCAUUGUUGGUUAAGGGCUUGUAAGUAAGCAUUUCACUGUAAGGUCUACACAUUCAGUGCAUGUGACAAAUAAUAUUUGAUUUGAUUUGACAAUGCAAGUUGUUCUUAACUCAUCUGAAACAGCAGGAUAGUGUUUAGAAGCAGUCCCUUGCUAUAGAUUCACUUUGAUUAUAGUGCCCAUAUCAGAAAGAUCACAUUUUCUUAAUUCUUUGGGAUCAAAAACAGACAAAAAUGAGAGACUAAGAAAAACGAAAUUCCCUUUGAUAGUCUUUAAAGCUGACACAUUUAGUAGCAAUCUCCUUCGUCAGAGCCCAAUCAAUUUGUACUAGCAGGUUUAUGAGAUAGGCCUACAAAUAUCAGACUUUAUCUACUUAUUAUUCUGAGUGUAUAUUUGUUUACAUAAUUCAUACUGUAUAUCUAGCGAUACUUGGUCAGUGUGUGCCAGUCUAUGUGUUUAUUCUAUGAAGGCAUGACUGGGUAACAUUUAGCUGUCUCCUAGUAUCCUGUGAAGCAUGACUGGUUAACAUUUAGCUGUCUCCUAGUAUCCUGUGAAGGCAUGACUGGGUAACAUUUAGCUGUCUCCUAGUAUCCUGUGAAGGCAUGACUGGGAAACAUUUAGCUGUCUCCUAGUAUCCUGUGAAGGCAUGACUGGGUAACAUUUAGCUGUCUCCUAGUAUCCUGUGAAUGCAUGACUGGGUUAACAUUUAGCUGUCUCCUAGUAUCCUGUGAAGGCAUGACUGGGUAACAUUUAGCUGUCUCCUAGUAUCCUGUGAAGGCAUGACUGGGUAACAUUUAGCUGUCUCCUAGUAUCCUGUGAAUGCAUGACUGGGUAACAUUUAGCUGUCUCCUAGUAUCCUGUGAAUGCAUGACUGGGUAACAUUUAGCUGUCUCCUAGUAUCCUGUGAAUGCAUGACUGGGUAACAUUUAGCUGUCUCCUAGUAUCCUGUGAAUGCAUGACUGGGUAACAUUUAGCUGUCUCCUAGUAUCCUGUGAAGCAUGACUGGGUAACAUUUAGCUGUCUCCUAGUAUCCUGUGAAUGCAUGACUGGGUAACAUUUAGCUGUCUCCUAGUAUCCUGUGAAUGCAUGACUGGUAACAUUUAGCUGUCUCCUAGUAUCCUGUGAAUGGCAUGACUGGGUAACAUUUAGCUGUCUCCUAGUAUCCUGUGAAUGCAUGACUGGGUAACAUUUAGCUGUCUCCUAGUAUCCUGUGAAUGCAUGACUGGGUAACAUUUAGCUGUCUCCUAGUAUCCUGUGAAUGCAUGACUGGGUAACAUUUAGCUGUCUCCUAGUAUCCUGUGAAGGCAUGACUGGGUAACAUUUAGCUGUCUCCUAGUAUCCUGUGAAGCAUGACUGGGUAACAUUUAGCUGUCUCUAGUAUCCUAGAUCCUGUGAUGUAUUGUACAAUAGUUUCCUUUUUACAUGCAUGACUUUACAUUUGAGUCCUUGUAUCGUCCAUGUCAACACAUUGUGUCUCCAGUUAUUUGAUACAUUUACCCAAAUUUGGGCGGAUGGUAAAUUGCUGCAAUUACAUGAUGGAACCAAAUCUAUCUCUGCAAUAUGUAAAGCUGAUCUCCUCUAUCCUGAAGGCAUAAGAAAACAUUUAGUGUCUCCUAGUAUUGAAAGGUGGGUAAUUUCUCUCCUGUAUCCUGUGGCAUGACUGGGAACAUUUAGCUGUCUCCUAGUAUCCUGUGAAGGCAUGACUUGACAACAUUUAGCUGUCUCCUAGUAUCCUGUGAACGCAUGACUGGGUAACAUUUAGCUGUUACUUAGAGUGUCCUGUUGAGGAUUCAUACUCUCAAAGUCUGAACUUUGCAACAGGGAGACAACUGCUUGGUUUUUGUCAAUGAUGUUCCUUUUCACACAUCAGACAUUUACAUUUGGAGGUGCCUGUUAGGUUCCAUGUCAACACACAGUUGUCUCCCAGUUAUUUGAUAUAUUUACCCAAAAAUAUAUGGGGGAUUGGAAAUGAUGCAGACAAUUACACUGAUGGAAGCCACAAUCUAUCUGCAAUAUUAAAGCUGAUCUAACCCCCCCCCCCCCCAAAAGAAAAAACACAAAAAAAAACACACAGUUGUCAGUGUGUCUCAGUGGCUGAUAUGGGGGUAUUGAGAAGGGUGUAUUUCUCUCACAUUGGCUCCAUGCUCUGGUGGCCACCUUCAUCCUCUGGCAGCCUAACAAUCCUCUCUCUUCCUCAGAGUGACGGGCGGGGAGCUCUUCGAAGACAUUGUUGCUCGAGAGUACUACAGCGAGGCUGACGCCAGGUCAGUGAAACCACCUCACAAAACUCCCAUAAUACACCCAAACACAGAUUCGUAACAAAGCAAUUUAGAGAUUUCAACGUAAGAAUUUUCACUGUAACAUGUAUUCAUUGAAUUAUACAGAGGUCACAGCACUCCCAAACCAGAGAUUGGAGAGGAUCUAAAGGCAUAUAUAUAGAACCCUGAUAUACUGUAUAUUGUCUACAGUGGUGGUCGUAUAUAUAUAUGAUAUACUGUAUAUUGUCUUAAGAUGAGUGAGGACGAUAAUUGUUUUAUGAGCAUGGCCUUAUUUCUUUUACAGCAUAUUGGAUAACUGUCAUUCAUAUUCCAUUCACCCAGUUCAAUGUAAUAAUAUCGAUAGGUUUAGGCUACUACAUGAUACUCACAUUUUCCCUAUACCCAUCAUGAGCUUGCUACGACCUAGCCUAUGAGUGAAAGUUUACAACGUAGGUGCACAGGUCGAGAUAAAUUGAAGUAAUCAAGGUGACAGACAUUGACAAUAUUCAAUACCGCCUUGCACACUCUUGCCUGCAUGUAGCUGAUCUAGGAUGCAAUCAUUAGUCCAACAGUUGCAAACGAGAGUUUCUAUUGGACAAAUUCCCCUACCUACAAGUACAAAUUACCUUGACUAACCUGUACCCCCGCACAUUGACUCGGUACCGGUAUUGUGUUACUUUUUACAAUUUAAAAUUUUACUCUAGUUUAUUUAGUAAAUAUUUUCUUAACUCUAUUUUCUAAAAACUGCAGUGUUGGUUAAGGGCUUGUAAGUAAGCAUUUCACGGUAAGGUCUUACACCUGUUGUAAUCGGCGCAUGUGACAAAUACAAUUUGAUUUGAUUUGAUGUUUAUCACCGUUUCGUUUGCUUCCAUUUAAGAAACAUUUUUCAACAGAAUCGGCAGAAUGAAUACACCCCUGAUCACAUGCAAACACAGUUCAAUUUCAUAGCAGCCACAUACAAACAGCAUGAUCGUUGUAUUCCUACUCGCAUAUACGUGCUCUCCUCCUCUCACCUUUUUCCUUUGCUUGUGGACUUCAGUGCACAACACAUCAUCUUUCUGUGACCAGGCGAAAAAACCUAUCCAAGCCAAACCUUCAUAUCAUAACCGCUAACCGCUACACAGUCUACAUCGUUGUCACCAUAGUAACGUCAUAGUGAGAAUAGCUACUAGAACUAAUGCAUUAGUAAACCCUCUACAAUCAUGCAGUGCAGUGUACAGUCAGCCGUUGAUAAGCAGUCACACCGGCGGGCCUCAGUGGCAAUAUAUUAAUACAACCAAAAGCUUAACUUGACUUGGAAAAGUUCCAGUGUUGGAUAGCCAUAGCCAGCUAGCUAACAUAGCAGCCUUCUCUGUUUGAGCCGGGUGUUUGAGUAGGCUAAACUAGCUAGCUGCAUUCGCUAGCUAAGUAAGUGAAAGUGAAAAAAUAAAUACAACAAAAUAUAGCUAUCUCUCUCUCUCUCUCUCUCUCUCUCUCUCUCUCUCUCUCUCUCUCUCUCUCUCUCUCUCUCUCUCUCUCUCUCGCUUCUCCUUCAUUUAUAAAUAAAUACAUUUGUUCAAAACUGUUCAACUAUUGUCUUUCUCUCUCUUUGCGUCAACUACUCACCACAUUUUAUGCAGUGCUAGCUAGCUGUAGCUUAUGUUUUCAGUACUAGAUUCAUUCUCUGAUCCUUUGAUUGGGUGGACAACAUGUCAGUUCAUGCUGCAAGAGCUCUGAUAGGUCGGAGGACAUCCUCCAGAAGUUGUCAUAAUUACUGUGUAAGUCUAUGGAAGGGAGUGAGAACCACGUGCCUCCUAGGUUUUGUACUGAAGUCAAUGUACCUAGAGGAGGACGGAAAACUAGCUGUCCUCCGACUACACCAUGGUGCUACCCUACAGAGUGGUGUUGAGGCUAUUGUAGACCUUCAUUGCAAAACAGUGUGUUUUAAUCAAUUAUUUGGUAACGUGAAUAUAUUUAGUAUAGUUUUUAUCUAAAAAGAUCCAUUAUGCAGGUCCAUUAUUGGACUGUUCAUUUGGAUUGAACAGCUUUACCUCCAUAAGCCUAUUCAUGAUAGACUAUCUCCCCACUUCACCCAACACCAACUAUGGACUGGGCCAUUGAUUUGCAGUGACAGAGCGAAAGGGCUACAAAACAAAUUAAUGAACAGAAACAAAUGGAAACAGAUGGCUGUGGAGGUGUCCUCCCGUCAAUGUACACGCUUCGCCCGGGUUUAGCGUGUCAGUCUCUCUAUCUCUGCGGACCGGGUUCUCCCUGCUCCACGCUCCACUGCUUGAUUGACAGCUGAGUCUAGUUGCUAAUAAUCUUCCCACUGACUCCCAGCCAAACAUGCAAAAACUCAUCAGGCUUUGGCCCGUGCUACUGUGUUGAUCGACAGUUUAGGAAAAUGAAUGGCCAACUCUAACGCCUCUGUGUGGAUUUGUAUUGUUUUGGAGGUGCACAGGCCAUUUUAUCCAAAAUGCUGUGUGGAUUAAUGCUGAAGUGAAGCCCAUUUUCAAUAGCAUUCAAUUUAGCCUCUCCGACCUCUCAGCGCACUCAGCCUUUCAGUUCUCUCUCUCUCUCCUUUCAUAGUCAUUGCAUUCAGCAGAUUCUGGAGGCAGUGCUUCAUUGUCAUCAGAUGGGAGUCGUUCACAGAGACCUCAAGGUAAGAUUGAAUAAGGAAUAAAUGAAAAGUCACAGACUGUUUAUCCACUGCAAGAUAUCACUUUGAUGAUAUUGUUGUUAUUUGAUUGAUUUGAUCAAAAAUGGAUUUGAAUAUAAAUAAUCUGUACACUCUUAGAAAAAAGGGUUCUUCAGCUGUCCCCAUAGGAGAACCAUUUUUGGUUCCAAGUAGAACUCUUUUGGGUUCCAUGUAGAACCCUCUGUGUAAAGGGUUCCACGUUUACAUUUUAGUCAUUUAGCAGAUGCUCUUACAGGAGCAAUUAGGGUUAAGUGCCUUGCUUAAGGGCACAUCAACAGAUUUUUCACCUAGUCGGCUCGGGGAUUAGAACCAGCAACCUUUCGGUUACUGGCACAACACUCUUACCCACUAAGCUACAUGCCGCCCCAUGGAACCAAAAGGGUUUUACCUGGAACCAAAUAGGGUUAUUCAAAGGGUUAUCCUAUGGGGACAGCCAAAUAACCCUUUUAGGUUCCAGAUAGCACCUGUAUGCAGAGUGUAUGCAGAAACUUCAGAUGAUUUUUUUAAUUUUUAUUUUUUAUUAAUUUCAAACACAUUCAACCAUUCAUUUUAGCCAUCCAGGCUCUUUUUUAAUUUGAACCUUGAGGACACAUCUAUUUAUGUAAUGUUUGCUCCUCAGGCAGCAGAUAACAGGCCAACAGGCCAACCCUCUCUGCCAUGACUAGGGUUGCAAAAUUCCAGGAACUUUCAAUACAUUCCCUGGUUUUUCCAAAGUCCCGGUUGAAGGAUUCCCAGAGUCAGAAGGGAAUAAGCAGGACAUCUGGAAUUCUCCAUCCAGGAUUUCUGGAAAACCAGGGAAUUUAUUGAACGUUCCCAGAAUUUUGCAAUCGUAGCCAUGACUGUCAGAGAGGGAUUCAGCUGUAGGUAUGUGGACAUAAUAACAAAAGCCCAAUCAAACCAAUCAGAGCAUUCAGGGGACAUGCUGCUAGACCCUCUUCUGUCUUAAGUAAUUUCCCCUGCACACAGUUUGAUGAUUAUAAAAUAGGCAUUCACUUACAGUGCAACCACCAUCGAUCCACUGUUCUGUUGCCAACUUGCCAAGUACAGUACAUGUACUCCAUAUCUCAAUGUCAGCUCAAGGGACAAAUAAAAGAGUGGGGUUUCUAAAACCAAUUUAGGCCUACAGUAAAAGCGGCAACAAACCCUCACACCAUCUCCAUCACAUCGGACAGCAUUGACGUGUUCUAGAGUAUAUCUGCCCUGUUGUGGUGUCAAUGAGGGACAGAUCAAUCACAGGAUAGGUUCCAGUACUGUUUCAUUUAUUAAUACACAUAUUCAAGUACCGCUAUAUAUACCCACACUCUUUCAAAGGUACAUUUUUGUUCAUUCCAUCAUAUCUUUUAUUUUAUAUUUCUUACAGACUGCUUCAACACUCACUGUUAUUAUCAUGCACUAACAAAUGCUUGUACAAAGAGACACCCUUCUGCCCCACAGAUAAAUGUUCCAUUCACAUCGUUUCACAUCUGCCUCCCAGCACCUGGGAACUGAGGGAAGAUGGAGUGAUAAAAUGGAUUUGUGUGGGCUGCAAUGUUAGGUGUGUGUGUGUGUGUGUUUGUGUUUGCAUAUGUGUGCCUGCGUGCGUGCGUUCGUGAGUGCGUCUGGUGCGUGUCUGUGUUUAUCAGGGGGUGGAUAACAUCUAAUAGCAGCAGCAGUAGAGUGAUUGGCGGCGGGAGGUGGGGUGUUCAUUCCUCCAUCUGUGUGGGAUAGAAGUGGCUGGGUGGGUGGCUGUAUUUAUCAGAGCUCUGUCAUGCUGCAACAACACAAAGCCAUUAACACAAUUCAAUCAGGCCCAGCCUAGAAUCAUGUCUGUCUGCCACCGUAUCCCUACUUCUGCUCAGGCCUCCUGUCUCCUCUGGCUGACUGACUGCUGACUGACUGGCUGGCUGACUGACUAACUGACUGACUGACCUCUCUCUUUGUAUGCAGCCUGAAAACCUUCUGCUUGCCUCCAAGUCCAAGGGAGCUGCAGUGAAGCUGGCAGAUUUCGGCCUGGCCAUCGAGGUGGAGGGGGACCAACAAGCCUGGUUCGGUAAUGGCUGA